ACUUAUUUGACGAUGAUACAAGUGACAAAGAAGAAGAGAAUGAACAGGAUUAUACGCCAAUUAGUAUAAAUAUUGAUGAGAUCAAAAAUAAUUUGCAUAAUGCAAUAAACUACUAUUGGCCCAAUUUAACAUCACCAAGUUCACUUUUACCUAGUCUUCUAGAUCCCAGGUGUAAAAAUCUAUAUAAAGAGAAAGAAAAUAUUAGAACAGAGGUUAAAUCAACUCCUGCAAAAAAAAAACUAAAA
Molecule: messenger RNA, 245 nt
Organism: Racocetra persica
Lineage: Eukaryota; Fungi; Glomeromycota; Glomeromycetes; Diversisporales; Gigasporaceae
Source: the annotation of a GenBank genome assembly